UUUUAUUUUUAAAAUGAUGGAUCGUGAUAAAUCGAUCCAUCAGAUAACAUCGUUAAUCCUCAAUCGUAUUUUGAUUUAUAAAAAAAUGCUGAUACAUUCUCAGAAAUACGUGGAUUUAAAUGAUCAUUUAUUUGUUUAAAGACAGAUUGUGACUCGCUAGGGUCAAGGUAAACCGAUCAAUAAAGAAUUGUAAUUCAGGAAAAUAAAGUUAUUUGUAGCAUGUAUUCCUUCUAGGUUGUUUAAAGCCCAUUGUUUCCAUUUCUUAAUCAAAUUACCUAUUAAGUAAACACUAUCUUUGUUUUUCUUUCUAAAUAUUUUUCUUUCUGAAUGCAUAAAGACAGAUAAUAAGUACCUGUCGUGUAAAGCUUUUCAACAAAUUGAAAUAAUUAACCAUUAAUCUAAGAAAGUAAACGUUCGAAUAUAGCGGGUUUUACAACCAUGUUUGUUGGAGCUACGUUCGCGAUGCUCAUGAUGGCGCUUGAAGUACAUGCCUGCAUUUUAGUAUGGGACUGGGUUAUCUACCGAGAAAUGUCAAUGCUGAGCCGCACCACAGCUGCUGACACACUUCUCAUCCAUUCCAACUGAUUUUAACAUAACCCUGCGGCACGCUCGGCCUGUUCGUUCCCCCAAAAUUUUCUCCGCAUGUGCGAAACGCGGUCGCCCAGCUCACGCCAUACCGCCCGUACGAAUCGUGUGCCUAAAGGUGAUCUCUCGAUGUGAAUGGUGCUUAAGGUACGUUGGUCGUUGAGAGACGGUACUACUCGCUUAUUGUGACGACUUGUUAAUCGUUGUCGGCGUAAUCAUGGCGGCGACCUCGUCACGGGUAGACGAACUCGUGCAAUCCGUCAGCCUGCACAAUCCACGGAAAUGGAUGUUCAACGGCUACAUCCUACCCUUCGUGAUGCUGCAGUCCCUGUGGAUUUACUGUUGGAUUUUCAUUUACGGAGUCGACGAGUAUUAUGACGCGGGCCUGGUCGGCAUCGCGGCGAUCGGCGUGCUGCAGAUUUUUCUGUGCCUGUGCUGUCAGUGGUCGGUGCACAUCCACACGUUCAUGAAUUGCAGCUCGGAAAAAGAUCCGUACAAGGCCAGGAUAGUUAAAGUGGUUCCUACUCCGAAUAACGGCAGCUCGGAACUGAUUAAAUUGCAUCACACGAAUCAGCAGGAGCCUUGGUUCAUUUUUCAAAAGACAAAAUAUUACUGGGAUCCGGACAAAAAGUCGUUCAGAGGAUUGCAGUUCCCAAUCAAUCAUUCCGUGAAACAUUAUUGUGAAUGGAAAGGGUAUCUUGAUCAAAAGGAAGUUGAGGCAGCGGAAGAAAAAUAUGGGAAAAACAAGUUGGAUAUGGUUGUACCAGAGUUCUGGGAACUCUUUAAAGAGCGCGCUAUCGCCCCAUUCUUCGUCUUUCAAGUAUUCUGCGUGGCACUCUGGUGCUUAGAUAAAUACUGGUAUUACAGUAUCUUCACGCUGAUCAUGCUUAUCAUGUUCGAGUGUACGCUGGUGCAACAGCAACUAAGAAACAUGGCUGAGAUUCGUAAAAUGGGCAAUAAACCAUACAUGAUAAUGGUGUACAGAAAUAGGCGAUGGCGCUUAUUAUUUACAGAUCAACUAGUCCCUGGGGAUAUUGUCUCUAUUACAAGGCCUCAACAUGAUAAUUUAGUGCCAUGCGAUAUGUUGCUUUUGCGAGGCCCAUGUGUGGUUGACGAAAGCAUGUUAACAGGUGAAUCUGUACCUCAAAUGAAGGAACCUAUAGAAGAUAUUGAUGGAAGUAGAGUUAUAGACAUCGAAGCAGAUAAACUUCAUAUACUUUUCGGUGGUACAAAAGUUGUACAACAUACGCCUCCUAGUAAAAAUACCCCCGGUCUUCGAGCGACCGAUAACGGAUGCGUUGCCUACGUACUACGUACUGGCUUUUCCACGUCACAGGGCAAACUCUUACGAACGAUAUUAUUCGGUGUUAAACGCGUUACAGCCAAUAACUUAGAAACUUUCGGUUUUAUCUUAUUCUUGCUUAUUUUUGCAAUUGCUGCCGCUGCAUAUGUUUGGAUUAAAGGCAGCGAGGAUCCUACGAGAAACAAAUACAAACUAUUUUUGGAGUGUACUUUGAUUUUGACAUCUGUUGUACCACCAGAGUUACCUAUAGAAUUGUCUCUGGCUGUAAAUACAUCACUGGUAGCUUUAGCCAAAUUAGGUGUAUUCUGCACGGAACCGUUUAGAAUUCCAUUCGCCGGCAAAGUCGACAUUUGUUGUUUCGACAAGACCGGCACGCUCACCAGUGACAAUUUAGUUGUCGAGGGUAUUGCGGGUAUCAACGGCAAGCCAGACGUAAUUCAAAUAUCAGAUGCAUCUUUGGAGAGUAUUCAAGUGCUCGCCACGUGUCAUUCCCUCGUUCAAUUAGACGAUGGUAUCGUUGGAGAUCCACUAGAAAAGGCUACUCUCAAAGCUAUCAAUUGGAAUCUCACAAAAAGCGAUUCUGUAAUUCCUAAGAAGGGCAAAUCUCCAGCAUUAAAGAUUGUGCAGAGGUAUCAUUUUUCAUCGGCUUUGAAAAGAAUGUGUGUGGUGGCUGGAUAUACUCUUCCUGGAGCUUCAGAAGUGCAUUACAUGGCUACGGUAAAAGGGGCGCCAGAGACUUUGAAGAAUAUGUUAGCUUCUGUGCCGGAAAAUUAUGAUUCAACUUACUUGUCUCUUUCACGACGCGGCGCGAGGGUACUCGCUUUGGGAUAUCGAAAGCUUACCGGCAGUUUAUCCUCUCAAGAUUUGAGAGAAUUAAAUCGCGAAAAGUUAGAGAGCAAUCUCACGUUUGCGGGAUUUGUCAUCAUCAGUUGCCCUCUCAAACCUGACUCGAAAGCCGUUAUUAAAGAAAUCGUCAAUUCAUCUCAUUCGGUCGUGAUGAUAACGGGCGACAAUCCUUUGACGGCUUGUCACGUAAGCCGCGAGCUACAUUUCACGAAGAAGCAUAGCACACUUAUACUGACUGAAAUUGAUGGCGCGUGGUUGUGGGAAAGCAUAGACAAGAUGACGCAACUUCCUCUAAGCAUGAAAAAUAUCGACUCGCGCAGAGAGAUCUGGAAGGACCAUGCGCUUUGCGUGACGGGUGAAGGCUUAUCAUAUCUCAAGGAAAAGCAACGGGAACUUCUCUGGAAACUCUUGCCCCAUGUCGUAAUCUUCGCGCGAUGCGAACCAAAGCAAAAAGAAUUUAUUAUCAUAUCGCUACAAUCUUUAGGUUAUACGACGUUGAUGUGUGGUGACGGGACAAACGAUGUUGGAGCAUUAAAACACACACAAGUGGGUGUUGCAAUUCUGUCCAGUCCACCUGAAAGGGUGCAUAAUGACAAGCGAGAAGAUCUAAGAAACGAUACUUUGCCGCCUGCAAACAACGGUCCAAGACACAAUUCGAGAAUUCAACCAGUGAGCACUCGUGCGAAGCUGCAGAAAAUCCUGAAGGAAAUCGAUAACGAGGUGCAGGAACAAUCCAUGAUCGUGAAACUCGGCGACGCUUCCAUCGCGGCCCCCUUCACCAGUAAAAUGUCAUCCAUUCAAUGCAUAUGUCACGUGAUCAAGCAGGGUCGUUGCACUCUGGUCACCACUCUGCAGAUGUUCAAAAUACUAGCGUUGAACGCACUAAUACUUGCCUACAGUCAGUCGGUGUUGUAUCUGGAUGGAAUCAAAUUCAGUGACGCACAGGCGACUUUGCAGGGUGUCUUGCUAGCGGCAUGUUUUCUCUUCAUCUCACGAUCGAAGCCGCUAAAAACUCUGUCGCAGCAAAGACCGCUCCCAAAUAUCUUUAAUUUAUACACCAUUGUAACUGUAUUACUGCAGUUUGCUGUUCAUUUCAUUUGUCUUGUCUACUUGGUGAGAGAAGCUACCAUUUUGUCUCCAAAGGACGAUAAGUUGGCAGCUAUCUUGAACACUUCUCACGAAGCGAAUUCAUUAGGAGAAAAUGACGACGAGGAAGAACCCUUUGAGGCGAAUAUAAUUAACAGUACUGUGUAUAUAAUCGCGAUGUCUCUUCAGGUUUCUACUUUUGCUAUAAAUUAUCGAGGUCUGCCAUUUAUGGAAAGUUUGGCACAAAAUAAGGCUCUUUUGUUCAGUCUCGUGGGCAAUUCCGCCGUCAUUUUCUUAUUGGCUUGUGGAUUUCUACCCGAUUUGGCCGUGCAGUUCGAGAUCGUAGACUUUCCAAGCCAAUUCCGUACAACACUGGUUCAAAUACUAGUCGCGGAUUUUGUCUUCGCGUACAUAGUCGACAGAGCUUGCCUAUGGCUCUUUGGCGAAGGAAGACAGCACAAACUGUGAUGAAACUACCUUUUAACAAUUACAGACUGUAUUAAAGAUUUUCUAUGUAACUUUUGUUACUGAUUCUUGUUCCACGUUAAAAGCUGACAAUUUUUAUAUUUAAGGAUCGUUAAUGUACCUGUGAAUACACAUGAAUUAUUAACCAAGUGCAUUUUGUAUUUUAUGUCGAUACGUUUUUCUUUCUUUUUUUUCGUUUAUUCAUCAUUGUGUACAAAAAUAUAAUCUGAAAAUAUAAAUAUGUGCAUUCAAUCAUUACUCGCCUAAUUGUUCAUUCUGAGCUGUCAACUUUUUCACUGUGGAACAAGAAAUAGCGCUCUAGCGAUCAUUAUUUAUUGUCGAUGAUAUUAAUCGAAGAUAUUAAUAUUUAGUGAUGUCAAUGAUCACUAUCGGUAAUUAUUUUGAUAAUUCAGUAUUGCCUUUAUACAUUAAUUGAUAAAGAAUAAUUUCACGAACAAUUUUUAUUUUUUGUCAACGUUAAUAACAAUAAAUAUUGGUCGCUUGAAAAAAAAGACGCGCGUACACGUGUACAUAACUUGUAGAUAAACAAUUCUUUUUCUUUUUUAUAGUGCAAUACCUGCACUUGGUGCAAGUUUUAAACACAGACAUAUUAUAUAUACAUAGACAUAUAAAUUUAUAUACAGAUUUAUAUAAAUUUAUAUAGAUAUAUGUUGUAUACAGAUACGCACUGAGAGAAAUAUUUUUGUAAAUUUUAAAUUAACAAGACAGAAUCUACUGUAGCAAAUGAUUUGUUGAUGUGGGACAACAAAUAACUGUUGUAAGAACAAAUAAUUUGUUACGUUUGAUUUGCUGUUAUAACCAUUGAACUCUAAGUGAUUAAAUGUGAUUUGCUGUUGUAACCAUUGAACUCUAAGUAAACAAAUGUGAUUUGUAUCUCAGACAAUAUGUUUCUUAAAGUAACAAAUUUGCAAUGGUAACUGUUUUUUUUUUUUUUUUAAGUUAACCCUCCUUUUGUUUUAGCAACAAAAAUUUUUUCUCAGUGCUUACACAGAAAGCUUAUGGUUGUAAUUAAAACUCAUACGUGAUUAAACGGAAACGUAAAAUGUUCACGAAUGGCAUUUUACGUAAAUAAUUUCUAAUUGCGAUAUUGGAUACGACUAUACGUAGCAGUUUUUUUACGUCAACAAUUACAUUCCACUUUGAUGAUGUUGCAUGUUGCGUGAUAUAUUCACGAUUUCGCGUUCACGAAUUAGGUAUAAUUAUGUGUUUUUUCGUUCUCAGAUUUUACUAGAAGUGUGUAAUUUUAACUCUUUUUUUUGUUUCAUAUCGCUAGAUUUGUGAAGAAGGAAAGCGAAGUGACAUGUGUUUAUUCGUAUUGUGGCUAAACAUAGUUGUAUAUUAUUGUACAUUUAUAAUAAUAAUAAUAAUAAUAAUAAUAAAAUGUUUAGUCAAAAUAA
Monomorium pharaonis (pharaoh ant) is the source of this 5703-nucleotide messenger RNA. RefSeq names its product manganese-transporting ATPase 13A1. The coding region runs from base 803 to 4288 and encodes 1161 amino acids. NCBI's taxonomy places the organism in Eukaryota, Metazoa, Arthropoda, Insecta, Hymenoptera, Formicidae. The transcript has 18 exons. Gene Ontology annotation, biological process: intracellular calcium ion homeostasis. Gene Ontology annotation, molecular function: ATP binding; P-type ion transporter activity; ATP hydrolysis activity. Gene Ontology annotation, cellular component: endoplasmic reticulum membrane. The record is from RefSeq and is a predicted model, not a curated record.